AUGGUCUCGUCCAACGAUGUGCAGUGUCUCUUUCUGCAAGCAGUGCUCUCGCGGAGAGUCAUGACAAGAGAAGUCGCGCUCAAGCUCUGGGAAAAGUGCAUUGAUGCCGUCAAAGCUGCGAAUGACGCGCUUGAUAUAGAAUUUAAUGGGGACCGGAACUCCUGGGAUAACUUCGUGACCCAGAUUAACGAAGCUUUGAAUCCCUUGAACAUGGAUUUCGCCCAGAUGUCGGACGAGAUUACGGGCAAGGAGAUGUGUGCUCUCGUGAAUCGUAAGGGUGAUGAAGUCGCUCAACUGGCAACGGAAUACUCCGCUCUCGAGAUUGCAUACUUCAAAGCAGUACUCCAUCAAAUAAUGACUGCUCCUAAUGAAGCUUUCUGUAUAACAUCUAUGGCAGCCCUGCGCGAAACGAACAAUCUGAACAUAACCAAGUCGCAAGCCGAGGUCGUUCUUUCUAGUUUCGUGGCCAAAGGAUGGCUCGUCAAAAGCAGACGAGGCCGCUAUUCUCUUGCGAUGCGAACAAUGAUAGAGCUCUUGCCGUAUCUUCGGAGCACGUACCCCAACAACAUUAUUGAAUGUACCAUCUGCAUGGAGGUCGUCACGCGCGGCGUCUCGUGUUAUACUAACAACUGCCACACACACCUCCACGCGCAUUGCUUCGAGAAGUACAGGAAACGCUCCCAAAACUGCCCGACUUGCCAAGCAAACUGGUCGACCGAAGCCAACUCGAAGAAGCUGGAGCGGAUCGGGGAAGCCGCGUACAAAGAAGGUCAGGAUGUCCGUCGGCGCCGGCCACUUCAGGACCGACCCGAGAGCGACGAGGAGGACGAAGAGGCAGAGGCAGGGGCGUCGCAGCCCUCCCAACCGUCUCAGCCGUCUCAGCCUUCGCGCUCGCAGGCCAAGAAGAAGAGAGCCGUUCGAGAGGAUAGCAUGGACAUUGACGAAGAUGAGCCGGAACCAGAGCCUCCGAAGGCUCAGAAGCGCAAGAGUCGUCGGUAA
Messenger RNA from Rhodofomes roseus, 999 nucleotides. RefSeq names its product Nse1 non-SMC component of SMC5-6 complex-domain-containing protein. NCBI's taxonomy places the organism in Eukaryota, Fungi, Basidiomycota, Agaricomycetes, Polyporales, Fomitopsidaceae. The coding region runs from base 1 to 999 and encodes 332 amino acids. Gene Ontology annotation, cellular component: Smc5-Smc6 complex; nucleus. Gene Ontology annotation, biological process: double-strand break repair via homologous recombination; DNA damage tolerance. Gene Ontology annotation, molecular function: ubiquitin-protein transferase activity. The transcript is spliced from 6 exons. The record is from RefSeq and is a predicted model, not a curated record.